This is a messenger RNA of Branchiostoma belcheri (Belcher's lancelet), 1993 nucleotides long. RefSeq lists its product as uncharacterized. The transcript is spliced from 5 exons. The record is from RefSeq and is a predicted model, not a curated record. Gene Ontology annotation, cellular component: cytoplasm. The coding region runs from base 8 to 1465 and encodes 485 amino acids. Lineage: Eukaryota; Metazoa; Chordata; Leptocardii; Amphioxiformes; Branchiostomatidae.
UUCAAACAUGGCGGACAUGACAACAACAACAGACAUGAGGGAGUUUCAAGUCAAAAACUCGUCAGUGUUUGGGCUUGUUCUUGAGAGCUCGACAGCGUUUAGUCCCGUUCCAGAUAGCCGAGAUGGGAAGGGGAGAUUUUGUACUCUUCUAGAAAUCUGUGCAGCUGCCAUCACGAAGUACCAGUCUCUACUGCAGAUAGCGAUUGAUAUCGUACCCCGUGUACUACUGUGCACGCUGUUGAAAGAAGCCCUCUUGAGAUCACACCACCUGUGUAUCCGAGACUUGAUCUCCAGCUGGCCAGGGAGAUCGCUGGAUUUCACCGAGAUCUUGGGACCUCAGCACAGACACCAUGUCUUGGACUUGCUCAACUGGGAGUCUGGCCGUGCCAAAGUAAUCACUCACAGCUUGCUGAACUGUCAAAGUGAAGCUCUGCAAGUGGUGGAUUUGAGAGAAGCUCUGCCAAAUCGAGAGGCGACUGCCACCUUCGUAGAAGCGUCACUACAGUCCCACAGACAGCAACGUACUAAAGAUCUUCAUGUAUACCUGAACAUGUGGAUAGAGAACCCACUGAAGGAGGGAGGAAGGGUUGCAAAAGCAUUAUCAGCUCAGGGGAAGGGACUCAAGCUCCACCCCUGUAGAGUAGCCACAGUCUUCCUGGGCUUUUCUCUGGAGAGACUGGGGAGAAGACUGGAUCCUCAGGUACUCACUGGACUGGAGUUGAAGUCGGAAAUGUUAGAAUCAGCUGAUGCCUUUGCUACGCUUCUCAGGGGCGGAAAGUUCCCAAACCUCUCAUCACUCAGCCUGCCCAACUUUGUCAAGAGACUGGAAUCAGGAGGCUUUCAGAGUCUGAGAGAAGUUCUGUCCUGUCUGCCCGCGCUGCGCAGGCUGCACCUGAACGGUCUGCAGGUGACGGGACAGCUGCGGCAGCUGCUGCAGGACGUUCCACCCCUGCUGCAGCUGAAUCUCUCCCACUGCAGACUCAGUCCACCAGAUGUCGUGUUCCUGUCCAACUCCCACCACGCUGAAGCCUUGCGAGAGCUCAGCAUUUCAGGCAUGACUAACUUUGAUGCCAUGUGUCUGUUGGUGAGGAGUGCCCCACAGCUGGUGUGGUUGGACCUGAGUGAUUGUCCAAAGUGCUUUGAAGAUGACUUUAAAGUCCUGAUGACCAGAUUUCUACUGCAAUGUUCUUUCUCCAAACUCCACACCCUUGACUGCAGAGGAAAUUCGUACACGGCAGAGCCUUCCACCCCUGUCCUUGAUAUUUUUAGAGUUUGUAAUAAGAUAAAUACCCUAAAAACCGUAUAUUUAGAUGCUCUGUAUUUUGAUGACUUGAAUGAGGAAGAAGCUAGUGCUGUUCUAGGAACCAUGGACAGCAAAAACAGGCCCAUACAUGUGAAAGUUCUGCAUGAUCAAGACACAUAUAAAACCUUGUACAAAAUCUGUUAUACAGAAACAGUCACAUAGGCAUAUUCUGGGUUUGGUUGUUUACCAUCAUAGUUUGAUGUUGCAUUUGGGAAUUACCAUAGCCCACAUGUUGUAACAAGCAUAUACCAUCCUGCUCAGUAAAUAAUCUUUUGUACUGUUAGAAGUAUGUCUGAAUCUUAGUUAUUAUAGAGAAGAAGUUUGCCUUCCUGCAGCAGGAAAUUCAUCAGCUUGAUUUCAUUACAAGGCUCAAAGUCACCUGCUAGAGUCAAUUCUUAUUUCAGCAAAUUCAGUUCACCUCGAUUUUAUUGACAUUACAGGGAUGGGACUGACAGUGUUGAAGAACUCCCUUUGUCCACAUAUCCCCGGUCUAUUUAAUUGCAUGUGCAGCCUUGGUGCUGACACUACCAGAUGUUCUUCUCAUAUGAAAGAAAUUGUAGGACGAACCAACUUCCCGUGUUUGCUCUGGGAAUAAAAUGUAUCCUCUUUUGAUGUCUCUCUUGAUUCUUAUCUUUGGGGAAAAGGACCUGGAAUCUGCUGUAUGUGACAGAACACAGAAACGAGCCCUAG